Messenger RNA from Phodopus roborovskii (desert hamster), 1060 nucleotides. Its product is annotated as C-type lectin domain family 12 member B-like. The transcript has 7 exons. The record is from RefSeq and is a predicted model, not a curated record. The annotation marks the transcript as partial. NCBI's taxonomy places the organism in Eukaryota, Metazoa, Chordata, Mammalia, Rodentia, Cricetidae. Gene Ontology annotation, cellular component: external side of plasma membrane. Gene Ontology annotation, molecular function: signaling receptor regulator activity; protein phosphatase binding. Gene Ontology annotation, biological process: natural killer cell inhibitory signaling pathway; negative regulation of signaling receptor activity.
UUGUCAGUUAUUUGUCUCUGUAAAAGUACCUAGCCUUGAAAGGGAACUGCCUGUCCUGGGCCUGAAGAUAUUGCAACAUUAAUUUACAGAAGCACUUUCUCCUACGAUGUCUGAUGAAGUGACCUAUGCAACGCUUAUGCUUCAGGAUUCUGCAACAGUGAGAAGUAAUCAGGACGGAAACAACCUAAGAAAAAAAGAACACCCAGUUCAAUCCUCUAUUUGGCGAGGUGCUGCCUUGAGCCUGAUGACCCUCUGCCUGUUGCUGGUGACAGGACUGGUGACCUUGGGGAUUAUAUUUUUGCAGAUGUCUAAAGAUAUUAACUCUGAUUCAGAGAAGUUGAACCAACUCCCGAAAAUCAUCCACCCACAGCAGGACAAUCUGUCUGAGCCACUGAACAUCUCCAGGAAGGGUUCCUCAGAGGACUAUCUCCAGUUCCAGAUCUCUGCCCUCCUGGAGAGACAGGGGCAGAUGGCUAUCAAGCUCUGCAAGGAAUUUCUCAUCCACACCUCUGACCAUAAGUGCAAUCCUUGUCCCAAGAGCUGGCAAUGGCAUGGAAACAGUUGCUAUUAUUUCACACUCCAUGAAGAGAAAUCCUGGAGUGACAGCAGAAAAGACUGCACAGACAAGAAUGCCACUCUGGUGAAGAUUGACAGCCUCAAAGAAAGGGAUUUCCUUCAGUCACAGCCAUCGCUCACGCUCUCUUUCUUUUGGCUGGGAUUGUCCUGGAACUCAACUGGCAGGCACUGGCUAUGGGAAGAUGGUUCGUCUCCCUCUCCAGCCUUGUGAUGCCUGAUUGGCUUCUGGAUUAGCUUCAGGGUGCAGAGGUUAUGUGACAAGUGUCCUGACAAAAUCUACUGUCGAGGAGUCUCGACGACAGUGUUGAAAGCACACAUCAAAUCUCUACAAUUUGGGAAACUGAAGCUUUGCAACUAUUUAAAAGGUGAUACUUUUCUCCUGGCAUCUUGUAUCUUUAAUGCCUAUCUCAUGGUCACUCUGACUUUUACCCUGGUUCGAAAAGAAACUUUGUCUAACCUCACCGAGGCUCUGGAUUUUGAUAAG